AUGUCUGAGUCUUUCAUUGAGGAAUGGGCCAAGGCCCAGCGGCUGCAGGGCCCGAGUAUGAAGAACGCGUCCGUAUUCUAUCGAAACUUGGAGGAGGAGCUCGAUGCUCGCAGAGCAGAGCAUGCAUGUCUCACGCUUCACACGAGAGAUGCCAGCAUGGUCGACUUCUCAUCGACCGACGUCCUGGGGCUGAGCUCUUCAGGCGCAGUGAGGAAGGCUUUCCUCGCCGAGCUUGCUCGGCACGACAGCUUUCAACUGAGCAGCCAUGGAUCGCGGCUCACGGAUGGAAAUUCCAGAUAUUUGGAGGAGCAAGAAAGAGAGCUCGCCGAGUUCCACGGCUCCGAUUCGGCGUUGAUUGUCAACACAGGGCACGCGGGCAAUGGUGCUAUCUUCUCGGUUAUACCACGGCCGGGGGAUGCCAUCGUAUACGACGAGCUUGUUCAUGCGAGUGUUCAUGAUGGCAUGAAAGACAGCUUGGCGUUGUGCAGGAAGCAGUUCCGUCACAAUAACGUCGAUUCCUUGCUGGAUACCUUGACUGCUAUUCGGGACUCUCAGCCACAGAUACGUGACGGGUCCCGAUGCGUCCUUAUUGCCGUGGAAUCGAUAUAUAGCAUGGACGGGGAUAUCUGCCCGCUUCAGGAGCUUGUCGAAGCCGCCAAAGAAGUGUUUCCCAACGGCAACGCCCAGUUCAUAAUCGACGAAGCUCAUGGCACUGGUGUUAUUGGGCCCAAAGGUGCGGGACUUGUCAAUUCCCUGGGCCUCGAGAAUGAAAUUGCAAUCCGACUUCAUACCUUCGGAAAAGCCCUGGCCGCAUCUGGUGCCGUGAUACUCUGUAACAGUACCGUCCGCACAAUGCUGCUUAACUACGCCAGAGGUCUUCAAUUCACAGUCGCUCCAUCUUUUGUGAUGCUUGCUGCGGUUCGCGCAACGUAUGGGCUCCUCAAGACAGGUGCAACACAAGAGGCCCAAAUGAGACUGCAGCACGUAGUGAAAUUAUUCCGCGACAAGAUCACUUCAAGUCCGAUCUGGGAAGAUGCUAAAGACGCAAGAAUCCUCCGCAUCCCUCUCUUUGAAGACGAGGACAGCGAUCCGUCGUACUCUGUUGCGCCGAUCGUUCCAAUUUGGACGCGUGCAAGGCAUAACUUCUUCCUUGCGUUUCAUCUCCAGCGUGCAGGCUUCUCCGCCUUCCCCAUCUACUUCCCCGUGGUCCCAAAGGGCGCCGAGAGAGUUCGUCUCGUUUUUCACGCGUUCAAUACCGAUGCGCAAGUGGAGGCGCUAGUCUCGUGCAUAUGCGAGUGGGCCGAGGAAAUGCUUGAGAUUGAGGAAGGACAUGACAGACUCAAAUUGCCAUCUGCCGCACGACAGGCUUACUCUAUGAUGGCAAACGCAGCUUCUGAUGCGGUUGAAUGA
This is a messenger RNA of Diaporthe amygdali, 1410 nucleotides long. RefSeq names its product aminotransferase class I and II. The transcript is spliced from 3 exons. The record is from RefSeq and is a predicted model, not a curated record. Bases 1 to 1410 code for a protein of 469 amino acids. NCBI's taxonomy places the organism in Eukaryota, Fungi, Ascomycota, Sordariomycetes, Diaporthales, Diaporthaceae. Gene Ontology annotation, biological process: biosynthetic process. Gene Ontology annotation, molecular function: transferase activity; pyridoxal phosphate binding.